This is a messenger RNA of Xenopus laevis (African clawed frog), 2595 nucleotides long. RefSeq names its product coenzyme Q8A L homeolog (gene coq8a.L). The transcript has 15 exons. The record is from RefSeq and is a predicted model, not a curated record. The coding region runs from base 210 to 2150 and encodes 646 amino acids. Gene Ontology annotation, cellular component: mitochondrial membrane. Gene Ontology annotation, biological process: ubiquinone biosynthetic process. Lineage: Eukaryota; Metazoa; Chordata; Amphibia; Anura; Pipidae.
GCGCGCUGCUGGUAAACAUUCUUGACCGCGUGUGAGAAGACGAAGCAGAGGCCGAGAGGAGUUCCGCCGUACUGAGACCCCCGGGGCUUUCUUGCACGGGUAGGAGCGCACAGGCACGUACAGGGGCUGCAUCUAGAAACUGACCGCGUGUCCCCAGCACUGUGUAGGGGCGGGGCAAUGCAGCUGGGAGAGGGAAGAGACAAGCAGUCAUGGCAGGGGAUGCUCUAAUGCUGGUGAGAGGCCUGGCCAAGCUCAGCAAGGCUGUACUAGAGGUGCAGGCAGGGCAGAUGCACCAGCCAACACUUGGCAUAAAUGGCAUUGGAUUUGCCAGAAGCUGGCAGGUGGCGGUAGAAGAACGUUUCAGUGCUGCUAUGGGAAAGAUGCAGGAGCUGGGCAAGCAGCAAGAGAACCUUGCUGGGCAGGAUAUUGAGACAGAAUACAACUUCUCUGGGCCAGCUUCAGAGAUUGCUGGCAUGGAGUAUUCCCCGUCUUCCAGCCAGACUCAGGAAUUGCACCACAGUGAGGUUGAUGCACAGAGCAAUGAUGCAUCUUACAGGGGUCAGGGGCAAACAGGCAGCUCUUUCCAUCCUGACCUGUCGGUUGAAAGGGACAAUGGGGCCUUAUUUGGAAAUGUCCGUGACAGUGCCGGACCUUUUGCAGCAUACAGCCAAAAAAGAGCUUUUCACCAGGACCAUUCCUCUGUCAGUGGGCUGACUGCUGAGGAUAUUGAAAAAGCCAGAGAAGCCAAGAAUAACCCACAGCAAAAGCCCCACAAGCAAAUGCUCAGUGAUCGAGCUCGGGAAAGGAAAGUACCAGUCACACGGAUUGGAAGAUUGGCCAACUUUGGAGGUUUGGCUGUUGGGUUGGGAUUUGGAGCUUUGGCAGAAGUUGCAAAGAAAAGCUUAAGCCUAAAACAAGACAAUGACCCCGGUAAGAAGUCCGUCAUGGACUCCAGCCCUUUCUUGUCUGAAGCGAAUGCUGAGAGGAUCGUACGGACUCUUUGUAAAGUGCGUGGAGCUGCUCUGAAGCUGGGCCAGAUGCUCAGUAUACAAGACGACACCUUUAUUAACCCCCAGCUGCAGAAGGUCUUUGAGAGGGUGCGGCAGAGCGCUGACUUCAUGCCAAUAAAGCAGAUGAUGAAAACCUUAAACAAUGAUUUGGGCCCCAACUGGAGAGACAAGCUGGAAUUCUUUGAAGAACGCCCUUUUGCAGCUGCCUCUAUUGGGCAAGUUCACCUGGCCCGGCUCAAGGAUGGGAGGGAAGUUGCCAUGAAGAUUCAGUAUCCUGGAGUAGCUCAGAGCAUCCACAGUGAUGUGAACAACCUCAUGACCGUUCUGAAUAUGAGCAAUGCUCUGCCUGAAGGUCUGUUUCCUGAGCAUCUGAUUGAAGUGCUAAGCAGAGAGUUGGCCCUGGAGUGCGACUACAAGAGGGAGGCAGACUGUUGCAAAAAAUUCAAGGAGUUGCUGCAGGACCAUCCUUUCUUUACUGUCCCCGGAGUAAUUGAUGAACUGUGCAGUGGGCACGUCCUUACCACAGAGUUGGUCUCGGGAUUCCCACUCGAUCAAGCUGAAGGUCUGAGCCAGGAGACGCGCAAUGAGAUCUGCCACAACAUUCUUGUACUGUGCCUACGGGAAUUGUUUGAGUUCCGCUUCAUGCAGACUGAUCCAAACUGGUCCAAUUUCUUCUAUGACCCUCAGCAGCAGAAGGUUGCCUUGCUGGACUUCGGAGCUACCAGGGGUUUUGAUGAGGAGUUCACGGACCAAUAUAUUGAGAUAAUUCGAGCAGCUGCAGAGAAAGACAGAGAAAAACUGCUGCAAAAAUCUGUAGAGAUGAAAUUCCUUUCUGGCUAUGAAUCAAAGGCGAUGGAGCUGGCGCACUUGGAGACAGUGCUGAUUCUCGGAGAGGCGUUUGCGUCAGAUUCACCCUUUGACUUCGGUUCCCAGAGCACUACCGAGAGGAUCCACCGCCUCGUCCCUGUCAUGUUAAAGCACCGACUGAUCCCACCCCCAGAGGAAACGUACUCUCUGCACCGCAAGAUGGCGGGCUCCUUCCUGAUUUGCUCAAAACUAAAGGCUGAGAUCAGUUGCAAGGAUAUGUUUGAGGAAGCCUAUGGCAAUUACUGGAAGAAAAAAGCAAAUAGCAAUCCAUAGGGGGCGCAGUCGCUGGGUAUAGCAAAUGCUAAAGUGCGAUUACUAUAGGAAGAGACACUGAGUAUUAGCAGCCUGUUAGGAGUGUCUCCCUCUGCUGGAGAGUUUUCUCUUGUCUUCUCUUAACUACGAGGACUUCUACUGUGGUCUCUGAGACUUUGGACGUUACAAUUGUAGGUGAAUAAGGAACUUUUGGAGAUGUUUGUUUUGGGUUUUUUUUUGUUUUUUUUUUGUAAAGACUGAUGUAAAAAAAAAAUGAGGAGUUCUUAGGAUUUUUUGAAAAAGCAUAUCAAUCAUGAGAAGCUUAAUUGGAGGUGCUGAUGUUGGUUAACCAAGGGACCUGUUGGAUGGAUAAUCUGUAACCUGCAUUGACAACUUAAUCUGCUUUUCCCCCUUCCCUACUGAAGUUUGUUGCAAAUAAGUCAAAUUAAACGCUUUUGUACCGAGA